UGUCAACGCCGAACUGCGUUCCCUUCGUCGCCCUUCGAAAGACACGCGACUGUGAUACCGCUCCCGUAACAAAGAGAGGUCAAUCAUUCAUUCAUUCAUCAUUCAUUCAUACAUAUAUCCCGUACCUCAUCGUCUGAGCACACAAUAUAACAUGGGUAAGCGCCGUUGGAACGGAUCCAAUUUGCUCGGUCAUCCGUCCCCACAACGACGGCGUCGUCGCCACCAAACCGCGUGUGACGAGUUCGACUCGAACAUCUUACACAAUGUCAAGCAACAAUCCUCGCUGCACGCCUUUUUUGGUGUCAAGACCAGACCGUCGCCAAUGGAGGUCCGUUCCCGGUCGCGAUGCACGCCUACUAUCGUUGGCACUCCACCGACGCCGCAAGCAGAACUUCAACGGUGCCGACCGACGCCUCCUACUAGUACCGCACACCCGCCACCGUCUACCCCCGUCAUCAAGACACAACGUGUCCGUAAAAAGACGCAGCAACUCUACCUCGACUGUGGACAACGGGACUUUGGAUCACGGUCCGUCUGUGCCACCUGCGGUAUGCUCUACGUACACGGACUCGUCGAAGACGCGAUCCAACACGCACGCAUCUGUCAAGAUUACAUCCAAGGUGUACCCUUUGCUAUUCCUACAUCUACACUUUCUUCGUUCUGGUCUACCCAAGCUCUGUCGAUACACGCGAUCCAGAGUACGAGCAAACGGAUGGUUCGUCUGGGCACGGUGCCGGAACGCCUAAUUGUCGAAGUUCGACCAACCGACACGGCAAAUUUGCGCAAAAAGGUGUUGCAGGUACAACGGAUUGUGGAUCAGGAACUGGGGUUUGUCGCGUCCUCCGAUGCCAAGCCUGCGAGACGAAUCACCUAUCUCUGUAUCCAAAACAAACGCGUGGUUGGCAUGGCUUGCGUCGAACUCAUUGACCAGGCUUAUGCAUUGAUUCAGACAGCACAGGCGUACGAACGCUCCACCGUCCCCGUCAAAGCCAUGCUGGGCAUUCACCAGCUCUGGGUGCAUUCCAAGUUUCGUUCGCGUGGCAUUGCGACCAAUCUAAUAGACGCCGCACGUGCCAAAAUGGUGUUUGGCCUCGUGGUCCCCGUCGACCAAGUCGCCUUUUCCAGUCCCACCCAGGCCGGCGCCGAAUUUGCCCGACGCUACUACCAGCACCGCGCAACAACAGCAUACGUAAGCCUCACCCAACAUCGAAUCGCGUGCUGGUGUACGAUUGCGGGAGUUGAUCCAGUGGAGCCGGUGCCAUAUCAAUUGUCUCGUGCCACAAAAACGAAGCCCGAGCGACGGAAUUGGAUGAAGGCCCACGUAUUGGAGAAAAAGUCUGUAGAAUAA
Molecule: messenger RNA, 1348 nt
Organism: Phaeodactylum tricornutum CCAP 1055/1
Lineage: Eukaryota; Bacillariophyta; Bacillariophyceae; Surirellales; Neidiaceae
Exons: 3
Coding region: 152-1348 (398 amino acids)
Biological process (GO): mitotic sister chromatid cohesion
Cellular component (GO): chromatin; nucleus
Molecular function (GO): protein-lysine-acetyltransferase activity
Source: RefSeq, a predicted model, not a curated record